This is a messenger RNA of Orycteropus afer afer, 1485 nucleotides long. The record is from RefSeq and is a predicted model, not a curated record. NCBI's taxonomy places the organism in Eukaryota, Metazoa, Chordata, Mammalia, Tubulidentata, Orycteropodidae.
AUGGAGUCAUCAGUCCUCAUGAAUCUGCAUGAAGAGGUGACCUGCCCCAUCUGCCUGGAGCUCCUGACAGAACCCCUGAGCCUAGACUGUGGCCACAGCUUCUGCCAAGCCUGCAUCACUGUGAACAGCAAGACGUCCAUGGCCAGCUCAGAAGGGGAGAGCAGCUGUCCUAUAUGCCGGAUCAGAUACCAGCCUGACAACCUAAGGCCUAAUCGGCACCUGGCCAACAUAGUGGAGAGACUCAAGGUGGUCAAAGUGACCCUGGAGGAGCAGAAAAAAGAUGUCUGUAUGCGCCAUGGAGAAAAACUCCUGCUCUUCUGUGAGGAGGAUGGGAAAGUCAUUUGCUGGCUUUGUGAGCGGUCUCAGGAACACCACGGUCACCACACAUUCCUCAUGGAGGAAGUUGCCCAGCGGUACCAGGCUAAACUAAAGGCAGCUCUUGAAAGGCUGAGGAUGGAGCAGAAGAAAGCUGAAAAAAUGGGAGGUGACAUUAAAGGAGAGAAGGCUUUCUGGAAGAAUCAGAUACAGACUGAGAGAGAAAAUGUCCAAACAGCUUUUAAUCAACUGAGAAGUUUCCUGGACAGUGAAGAAGAGAAGGAGCUACAAAAACUACAGAAAGAGGAGGAGAGUGUUCUGAGUAACCUAGCAGAGGGUGAGAAUGAACUGGCCCAGCAGAACCAGCUGAUGGAAGAGCUCAUCUCUGAUCUGGAACAUCGAUUACAGGUGUCACCAAUAGCGAUGCUGCAGGAUGUGACCGACAUCAUAAAAAGGAGUGAGACCUUCACCGCGAAGAGGUCAAAAACUUUUCCCAAGAAACAAAGGAGAGUAUUCCAAGCUCCAGAACUGAAGAACAUGCUGCUAAUGUUUAGAGAGCUGAAAAAUGCCCAACGCUACUCAGGUAAGGAGAAAUCACAGAAUUUUCAGUCUACCCCAUUCUUGUCACCUGUCAUAAUUGUCCCGUUUUCGAAUGUUGCCAUUUCAUACGAUGGAAGACAAGCAAGAAUUGUACCUAAAUCUUGGUAUGAUAAUAAUGGUGAUUAUGGUGUCAUGGGCUGCCUGUAUAUUAGAUCAGGGAAACACUACUGGGAAGUGGAUGUAUCUGGGAAAAGUGCCUGGGUCCUGGGGGUAUAUGAUUACAAAAUUACUGAAUCCCCUACAAAAUCAGGUGCAUUUCAAAAUGAUUACUCCAAAUAUCAACCUCAGAAUGGCUACUGGGUUAUAGGUUUACAGAAUCAAUCUGAGUACAGAGCUUUUGAGAACUCUUCUUCCAUUAAUCCCCAAGUUUUGUUCCUUUCUCUAACUGUUCCUCCCCGUUGUGUUGGUGUUUUCCUAGACUAUGAGUCUCGUACAGUCUCAUUUUUCAAUGUCACAAACCCAGGGUUCAUCUACAAAUUCUCUAAGUGUUCUUUUCCUGAGACUGUUUGUCCUUAUUUCCAUCCAAUGAAAUGUAAAGUUCCCAUGUCCCUGUGCUCACCUAGCUCCUGA